Entamoeba invadens IP1 is the source of this 2007-nucleotide messenger RNA. RefSeq names its product grainin, putative. The transcript has a single exon. The record is from RefSeq and is a predicted model, not a curated record. The coding region runs from base 1 to 2007 and encodes 668 amino acids. Gene Ontology annotation, molecular function: protein binding; calcium ion binding. Lineage: Eukaryota; Evosea; Mastigamoebida; Endamoebidae.
AUGUCCGACGCCGCAGCGAUCACUGAAUGGGAACAGUCUCAAAUCCGAACAUAUACUCAUUGGGUCAAUUACAACUUAGAUGAAAAACACCAAAUCACAGAUAUCACCAAAGAGUUGGGUGACAGUGAUGUUCUCAUUUCUCUUAUUGAAAAAUUGGCAGGGAAGACCUUUUAUUCCCACAAACCAGCCGUUGCUAAGUCGAAGAUAUUUAAGAUAAACAAUUGCACCAAAGCUAUAGAAGUCAUGCAUAAAGAAGGAGUAAAUGCAGACAUCUCUGCUGAGAACAUAGUCGACGGUGAACAGAAGUACAUUCUUGGCAUGGUCUGGAUGAUGAUUCUGAAAUACAAAAUUAACAAUGUUCCAAAGAGUGACGAGUCUUCUGGGAAACAAGCAGCAGCACCCGUUGAUGCUGCACUUCUGGAUUGGGUUAAUUCACUCUCUGAUGUUAAAGUGACAAACUUUUCCAGUGACUGGAGCAGUGGAGAGGCUUUUGUCGCUCUUACUGGAGCAGUCUCGUUUGGAGAGAUUGAUGUCAAUGAAUUCGAUGGACUUUCUCCACACGAUAAAAUCGAGAAGUGUCAACAAGCUGCUCAAGAGAAAUUGAACAUCCCUGUUCUUAUGGAUGUACAAGACUUGGCAUGUGAGAAACCAGACCCCAAGAGCGUUAUGACAUAUAUCUCCGUCUACAAAGAAAAGUAUCCAGCUUUACAACAAGCCCACGAAGAUAAAAUUAAACAACAACAAGAAAACGAAGAAGCAGAGAAAAAACGACUUGCAGAUGAAGAAGAAGAGCGAAAAGAGGCCGAGCGUUUCGCCGCAGAACAGGCUGAGAAGGCGAGAAUAGCUGCAGAGGAGGCUGAAAGAAAGAGAAUUGCUGAAGAAGAAGCAGAAAAAGCCAGAAUUGCUGCAGAGGAGGCCGAGAAAGCAAGAUUGGCGGCGGAAGAAGCUGAGCGGUUAAGAAAGGAGAAGGAAGAAGCUGAAAGACUGGCAGCAGAAGAAGCCGAGAGAGCUAGAAUACAAGCCGAAGAGGCAGAAAAGGCAAGACUCGCCGCUGAAGAACUCGAGAGACAACGACAGGCAGCACAAGAAGAAUCUGAACGACAAAGAAUCGCCGCGGAACAAGCUGAACAGGCCCGAAUUGCUGCUGAGCAAGCAGAGAAGGCGAGGAUCGCCGCAGAAGAAGCUGAAAAGGCAAGAUUGGCUGCUGAGGAGGCUGAAAAACAACGCAUUGCAGCAGAACAGGCCGAGAGAGAUCGAAUUGCUGCUCAAGAAGCCGAACGUCAAAGAAUGAUUGCCGAAGAACAAGAAAGACAACGUCUUGCCGCUAUCGAAGCCGAAAGGCUUGCUAGAGAAAGAUCAUCACGUCCACAGUUCUUCGCUAUUCAAGAAGCAGUCGACCAAUGGGUUGCAGAGACUGUAAAAGCUGCUGUGGCUGCCAAUCCAAGAUUACAGUUCCAGUGGUGGUUCCCGUUGGUUUUGACAUUGACUGGUAAUGACUACAGAGAGUUGCAAGCAUGGUUUAAGAAGAUAGAUAAGGACAAAAGUGGGACAUUGGAAUUGGACGAAUUGUUGAAAGCGAAAUGGCCAAAAGAUAUGAAAAUCAACUCCGAGACCACCAAGAGACUGAUGAUGAUCUUUGAUGCUGGGUGCACUGGAUCCAUUGGUUUCUUUGAGUUUGUAGCAUUGUACAACUGGGUUAAACUCUGCUUUGCCACAUUUAAUAGGUUUGACAAAGACAACAGUGAUUCGUUGAGUCUUGACGAGGCACAAGAGGCUCUCCCAUACUUGGGAUUCUCAUUGAAUAAAAAGAACACAAACACUCUCAUCAAGCUGAACAAGAACUUGUUUGGAAAGAAAAAACUCAACAAGGUGCAGUUCUGUUGUGCUGUUUCAUAUCUUGCACAAUGCCGCACUAUCUAUCAACUCACUUUUGAUACUCCAGCUGUUGACUUAGAUAAGGUUGAGUUUGACAAAUUUGUCAACCUUGUUUUGUCACUAGCAGACUAA